Momordica charantia (bitter melon) is the source of this 2286-nucleotide messenger RNA. NCBI's taxonomy places the organism in Eukaryota, Viridiplantae, Streptophyta, Magnoliopsida, Cucurbitales, Cucurbitaceae. The record is from RefSeq and is a predicted model, not a curated record.
AGUGGAGCGAAUAGCGAUUCAACGCCAAAAUUCGAUUAGCGUCCAGCCUUCGAUUUGCAUUUUCUUUGUUAUUUACUUUCUUGUUGAAUGGUUUUCAUAGGAAUUCGAAAUCUACGAAACGACGAGAAAGACAAUGGAGUACUACGACCAGAAUCUGAAAGCCGUAUGAUAGGAAAAUCGACCAAGCGGCAAGCAUUUUUGUUCUGAAUCGUUGAAGGUUCUAGGUGAUCGGAACUACGAAUCCAGAAAUCGGUCGGAUUUCAAAUUCCGCCAUUGGAUCUCCGGCAGCACCUCGAAACCCUUAAAUUGUGAGAGAUUUGGAGCGGCGGCUGGCAGUCACUGGCCCGAUUCUUCCGCCCACUGUCUUCUCUUCGCCGUUCCUCUUCUUCUUCAACACUUCACUCUCCAUUUCUCGCUGCGCUGCUGCUUUCUCAGUAGCUCCCCGAAAAAGUUUUCAGGGGCGAUUUUGAAACAAGAAAGUUAUAGAGAGUUAUGUCUUGCGCUACCUAUAAUCUUGGUGGAGGGUCGCUCAAGUUUUGCAGCAUCAAUAGGGGCAGCCAGAUAAAGAAUCAUCUCCGAUUCUUUAAUGGGUUUAUGCCCAAUGGCCGCUUCAAUCUAGUUUGUAGCUCUGCAAUUUCUUUCUCUGUUGGAUCCCUCCGUUUGAAUUCUCUUCCUCCUCAGGAUUUGCUCUUCCAAAAUCGUUCUCGUUUCUCCUCCCAUGUCAUCAACUGCUCUAUUGUAAGCCCAGAGGCUUCAAAUUCUUCUAAGAAAGCUAGUGAUGAACGAGUUGUUGUGUUGGUGAUUGGUGGAGGGGGGAGAGAACACGCUCUUUGCUAUGCAUUGCAGCGCUCUCCUUCCUGUGAUGCUGUGUUUUGUGCCCCGGGCAAUGCUGGGAUUUCGAGCUCGGGCAAUGCCACUUGUAUUCCGGAGCUCGACAUCUCCGAUAGUGCCGCUGUCAUUUCGUUCUGUCGAAAAUGGAAUGUAGGACUCGUUGUUGUAGGCCCUGAGGCCCCUCUUGUUGCGGGGCUCGCAAAUGAUUUGGUGAAGGCUGGGAUUGCUACUUUUGGACCCUCAGCUGAGGCUGCUGCUUUGGAAGGCUCCAAAAAUUUCAUGAAGAGUUUGUGUGAUAAAUAUGGAAUCCCCACUGCAAAGUAUCAAUCAUUUACAGACCCUUCUGCAGCCAAGCAAUACAUUCAAGAACAAGGUGCCCCGAUAGUCAUCAAAGCUGAUGGCUUGGCUGCUGGAAAAGGAGUUAUAGUUUCUAUGACAUUGGAGGAGGCCUAUGAAGCUGUUGAUGCGAUGCUUGUGAAGGGUGCUUUUGGUUCUGCCGGUGGUCGUGUCAUUGUCGAGGAAUACUUGGAAGGGGAAGAAGCAUCCUUUUUCGCCCUUGUAGAUGGAGAGAAUGCCAUACCCCUAGAAUCUGCCCAGGAUCAUAAAAGAGUAGGGGACGGUGACACUGGACCCAAUACGGGCGGUAUGGGAGCUUACUCUCCAGCCCCUAUAGUGACAAGGGAACUUCAAAAUAUAGUUAUGGAAUCUAUAAUUCUACCUACGGUAAAAGGAAUGGCAGAAGAAGGUUGCAAGUUCGUCGGGGUUUUGUUUGCCGGUCUUAUGAUCGAGAAGAAAUCUGGCUUGCCGAAGUUGAUUGAGUACAAUGUACGCUUCGGGGAUCCCGAGUGUCAGGUGCUGAUGGUUAGGUUGGAAUCAGACCUUGCAAAAGUUCUUCUUGCAGCCUGUAGAGGAGAGCUAAGCGCGGUUUCACUGGACUGGUCCCCGGGAUCUGCAAUGGUGGUUGUAAUGGCAAGCAAGGGCUAUCCCGGGGCGUACGAGAAGGGAACUGUGAUUCAAAACCUUGACGAAGCAGAGCUUGUUGCUCCAUCUGUUAAGGUAUUUCAUGCUGGCACUUCCUUCGACUCCAAUGGCAACUUCAUUGCUGUUGGCGGACGUGUUCUUGGGGUUACUGCAAAGGGCAAAAACAUUGAAGAGGCACGGGACAGUGCGUACCGAGCAGUCGAGGAAAUCCGUUGGUCGGGCGGGUUCUACCGGAAGGAUAUAGGGUGGAGAGCUCUAGAAAAAAAAUUUGCUUUGAAGAAAUGAUGCAGUAAGUAGAAAAUUUUGGCAUUUGGUUAGAGAAUUGUAAUAUGUAUGAGUUUCAUGUCGUCGUGAAUAAAUUCACAGCCCCAACUAUCUAUUUCUCACUGCUUUCUCAAAUUGUGGGGAAAACUCAGUUUUAUACUUCAAAAAUGAUGAAUGUUUUUAAACUUAGAGCAUUUUCAGCCUUUUAAA